Molecule: messenger RNA, 729 nt
Organism: Ascochyta rabiei
Lineage: Eukaryota; Fungi; Ascomycota; Dothideomycetes; Pleosporales; Didymellaceae
Product: Lysophospholipase
Exons: 3
Coding region: 1-729 (242 amino acids)
Biological process (GO): protein depalmitoylation
Cellular component (GO): cytoplasm
Molecular function (GO): palmitoyl-(protein) hydrolase activity; carboxylic ester hydrolase activity
Source: RefSeq, a predicted model, not a curated record
AUGUUCAGAAACAUGGCCGGAAAAACGCCUCUUGUUGUUCCUGCCCUCAAGAGGCACACUGCGACUGUUAUCGUUGCUCACGGGAUGGGCGACUCAGGUGCAGGAUGGAUCUUCCUCGCAGAGAACUGGCGUCGACGCAGCAAGUUUGAGGAAGUCUCGUUCGUCUUUCCAAAUGCGCCUAACAUUCCCAUUACCCUGAACAUGGGCAUGAGCAUGCCAGCGUGGUACGACGUCAAGUCUCUCGGCAACCUCAACGAACGCGAAGAAGACGAAGCCGGCAUAAUCAGGUCCCGCGACUACAUCCACUCUCUUAUCGACCAGGAAGUUGCAAAGGGCAUCCCCGCGAACCGAAUCGUUAUCGGUGGCUUCUCACAAGGAGGUGCUAUAUCCCUAGUGUCGGGCGUCACAUACAAGAACCAGUUGGGGGGCAUCUUUGGUCUCAGCUGCUACCUGUUGCUGCAAAAGAAGCUCAAGGACAUGAUCCCCACCGAGAACCCCAAUAAGAACACACCCAUUUUCAUGGGCCACGGCGAUGCGGAUCAAGUCGUUGCGUACAAGUACGGCAAGCUGAGCGCUGACGAGCUCACUUCGCAUGGUUACAAGGUCGAUUUCAGGACAUAUAAGGGCCUUGUGCAUUCGGCUGACGCCGAUGAGAUCGACCACCUCGAGGCCUACCUCAAGCAGCAGAUACCCGCUCUUGGCGAUGUCAAGUCCGAUACCUCUCUUUGA